Hippocampus comes (tiger tail seahorse) is the source of this 1592-nucleotide messenger RNA. RefSeq names its product ribonuclease P/MRP 38 subunit (gene rpp38). Gene Ontology annotation, biological process: tRNA 5'-leader removal. Bases 153 to 965 code for a protein of 270 amino acids. The record is from RefSeq and is a predicted model, not a curated record. Gene Ontology annotation, molecular function: ribonuclease P RNA binding; ribonuclease P activity. Lineage: Eukaryota; Metazoa; Chordata; Actinopteri; Syngnathiformes; Syngnathidae. The transcript is spliced from 2 exons. Gene Ontology annotation, cellular component: fibrillar center; ribonuclease MRP complex; nucleolar ribonuclease P complex.
UAAAUAAAGCUUUGACAAAAUUCAAACAAGAUGGCGGCGCCCGGUAGCUAACGCGUGUGUUUUGAAAGGAAGAAGUUGUCAUUCACCGUGAUUUAAAUUGGAAAUAUAAGAAGAGUUUACAACACAUGCUGUGGAGACAUUCAGUUAAUUAAAUGGAAACACCGCAGAAAAGCAGCGGCAAAAAGGCCGGCAAAAAGCCCAUCAGGGUCAAGACGAUGUUCACAUCCCCUUUUGCGCUGAACUGGAGCCCUCUUCCACAAAAAGACAUGCAUUUUAUCCUGACAACCUUGAAAGACAAACUCAUUUCCAUGGGGCUUGAGAAGAAGGAAGUGAAGGUGUUUCGGCCGUGGAGGAAAAAACAGAGAGGUCCGGAUUUCUCAUCUAUGGAUACGGACACAAAUAAGGUGGAGGAUUCGUCGAAAGGUGGCUGGACAGAUGUGGCCGCGAGACGACAACUCGCCCUGGGCAUCAACGAGGUCACCAAAGGUCUGGAGAGGAACCAACUUAAGCUGGUUCUGGUGUGCAAGUCGAUCAAGCCCAAGCACAUGACCAACCACCUGAUAGAGUUGAGCGCCAGUAGAGGCGUCCCCGCCUGCCAAGUUCCGCGUUUGAGCGAAAGCAUGGCCACACUGCUAGGCCUGAAGAGUGUCCUCGCUCUGGGGUUCAGGCACAGCUGCUGCCAAGGUGACAACAAUGACAAGGCAGAGGCGUUCACUGACACUGUGGAUGCAAUCAUACCCAGGAUGCCCUCUGUGGAUGUUGCUUGGCUACAAGGUACAGCACCUGGUGUGGAAUUGCAACACAGUGGUGAUGCUAAAGAGGAGGAAGGUGGACAGAGGGCGGGCCAGAAAAGAAAACUGGAGCCGGAGAGUGAACACUGCACGCUGCAACCUCUCAAAGUAACAAAAAUUGUUUCCAACCCAGCCAAGAUAAAAAGAAAGCGGAAUCGGAAGCAAGCCAAGUGAAAUUAAGUUCCCUUAAAUUUUGUCCUCCUCGUUAUUUGGAGUUUGUUGUUUGUGCCUGGAGACCUAUUAGGUUCAUUUAUUACUACUCACAAAAAGUUAGGGAUAUUGGGCUUUGGGUUGGAAUUUUACGAUGAACCUAAAAUGCACUCUAAGCUUUUGAUCUAUGAAUCAACCAAUACAUUUUCUUCUUCAAUUAGAAAUGUUUAAUGGUCCUCUUCAUCAUUCUGCCCAUGCACCGAACAAUUGACUAACACCAGCUCACCAUUGAAAGCAAGUUUCAACAGAGAUACAAAGAAACUGGAGCAGUCAUAGAAAAGCAUACUGGUGGAUGCACUUGAAAAUAAUGUACAAAAAGGUGUGCAUUGGUUCAUUACAUUAGAAAAGGUCAAAUAAAGUUCACCUUUUGCAUUCUAGUCCUGAAAUUCACCCGAAAGCACCAAUAUCCCCAUUUGUGAGUAAUGUAGAGUAUUUACUUUUUUUUUUUUUUUUUUUAACUGAACGUCUCUGAUCUUUUUUUUUCCACGCCAUGGUUAAUUGAAAGAUGCUUUAAAGUUCCACUAUUCCAAUUCAGCAAGCAUCCAAGGCUUAACUCUUGGCAUUUUGUUUCUUCAGAAGGCAUUAAAAAAA